UACAACAAGAGGGAAAAGUAAUCCAUGACAUAUCGACAUGGUAUUGUAGAUGGCGUAUUGUUCUAUACUUACUGGCUGCUAAUCCACGAAGGAAACAUGGCAGAUGUCCCAGAAGACGCUCCCCAUGAUUGCCCAGGCACAGAGAGUGAGGAUGCUGGCAAGUCAACAGCGUGUGCAGGCUGCCCGAAUCAGGAAAUUUGUGCAUCGUCCAAGCCCAAAGGCCCUGAUCCAGAUAUUCACUUGGUGAAGGCGAAAUUAGACGGUAUUCGUCACAAGGUGCUGGUGCUAUCGGGCAAGGGUGGUGUAGGCAAGAGUACGUUCACUGCUCACCUGGCGCAUGCUUUUGCUGCUGACGAAAACACAGAGGUGGGCAUUAUGGAUAUAGAUAUCUGUGGCCCCAGUAUACCGCGUGUGAUGGGUGUCGAGGGCGAGCAAAUACACCACAGUAACUCCGGAUGGUCGCCUGUUUUCGUCCAGGACAAUUUGUGUGUCAUGUCAGUCGGCUUCUUAUUGUCCAGUGUGGAUGAUGCUGUUAUUUGGAGAGGGCCUAAGAAGAAUGGUCUAAUCAAGCAGUUCUUGCGCGACGUUGACUGGGGCACACUGGACUACUUGUUCAUCGACACACCACCAGGCACCAGUGAUGAGCACAUCUCCGUAGCACAGUAUCUCAAGUGUACUGACGUCGACGGUGCUGUAGUCGUCACAACCCCACAGGAAGUAGCGUUGCUGGACGUGCGCAAGGAGAUCACGUUCUGCAAGAAAGUCGGCAUGCCAGUGUUGGGUGUAGUGGAGAACAUGAGCGGGUUUGUGUGCCCCAAGUGCACGACCGAGACUCAGAUCUUUCCACCCACGACCGGUGGCGGUGAACAGCUAGCCAAGGAUAUGGACGUGCCGUUCCUUGGCAAGUUGCCGUUGGAUCCGAGAAUAGGGAAGUGUUGCGACGACGGCACGUCUUUCCUCAGCGAGUUCCCAGACUCGCCAGCGACCAAGGCAUUUGUGGACAUUGUCUCGAAAGUCAAAGAUCGCUGUGCAUCCCAAUCAUCGUCUCAACCAUCGUGACGCGACGAAUGUACGUGAUUUUGCACAUCUCCAAUGUCUUAUACCAAUGUCCUAUACAUGGGCUCACCAAUCACCUUGCUCUGUACAUACUAGUAGCCUGUUUUGGGCUUUUCUCCUUUUCUCGAGCUACUCCCAUGUUCUGUACAUAGCUGUUUUGCUUUAUAUAGCUUUUGCUGGUGCCUGUGCUGUAUUUGUCAUCCUGCGGGUCGGGAUUCAGGCGAAAAAUUGCGUUUGAAGUUUCGAUUUCUUUGUACAUACCACAUACCUGUUGUCAGUCAUUUUCAAGGCUUACACUGAAAAGUAGUUACUUGGACUCUGUA
Sycon ciliatum is the source of this 1379-nucleotide messenger RNA. Its product is annotated as cytosolic Fe-S cluster assembly factor NUBP1 homolog. Gene Ontology annotation, biological process: iron-sulfur cluster assembly. Gene Ontology annotation, cellular component: cytosol. The record is from RefSeq and is a predicted model, not a curated record. Bases 25 to 1059 code for a protein of 344 amino acids. Gene Ontology annotation, molecular function: 4 iron, 4 sulfur cluster binding; ATP-dependent FeS chaperone activity; ATP binding. NCBI's taxonomy places the organism in Eukaryota, Metazoa, Porifera, Calcarea, Leucosolenida, Sycettidae. The transcript has 10 exons.